AACAGCAGCCAGGCCCACACCCGUCCCGCGCUCGUUUCGUUGCAACAGUUGUCAAGCCGAUUGUUUUAUAUUUACUUGUCUCAAUUGAAAAAUCCGGUGGUGUAGUGACUCAGCAUCUGGCCCAUUCCUUGUUUCCAUCAUGAGCUCAGACACUUUGUCCGCAGUGAAGGGCCUCUCCGACCAGGAACUGCGCGAGAAGCUGACAGGAUUGGGAAUGGAUGUAGGGCCUAUCACAGGCACAACAAGAACUCUCUAUGAGAGGAAAUUGGUCCAGCUGCUGACAGGAAGUUUGCCUGAAUUCGGCGGAGACGCAUCUCCAACUCCGCCUAAGUCACCCCCAAAAUCACCACGGAAGCCUUCUCCACGCAAACCAGUUGACGAAGGGCACUAUGGUGCUGCCCCAGACCAUGACACUGCUGAUGGCUACACCAUGGGAGAGGUAAAUGCAUCUGUGCGACAGCCCCUCGAGAGUUCUACUAUCAACCUAAUACGAGCCCGAAAGCCUGUAUCCCGAGCUGUAAUCGAAGAACCCUUUUCACGGCAAUCAAUUCCACGACAGUCUUCACCAUUCCCAGCUGCCAAUGCGCAGUUCAGGAAAGCAGAGCCAGGAAGUGGUGGGUCUACUAUGGAUCAUGUAUUGAAAUUUGCUCUGUUUGGCAUUGUCAUGCUAGUGAUCAUUUAUUUCAUAACUAAUCAGGAACCUGGAAAGUCCUUAGAACACAGGACUUAAACAUCCUGAUAUGUUUAUUUGCCUACCUUGUUACUCUCAUUUCUUACCCACUAUGUUUUUUUAAUCCUAAUAUAAUUUGAUAUCUCAACUCCUAUUUAGAUCAUGUUAUGCAA
Molecule: messenger RNA, 843 nt
Organism: Thrips palmi
Lineage: Eukaryota; Metazoa; Arthropoda; Insecta; Thysanoptera; Thripidae
Product: ankyrin repeat and LEM domain-containing protein 2-like
Exons: 2
Coding region: 140-730 (196 amino acids)
Source: RefSeq, a predicted model, not a curated record